UUAUACAGCAUAUGAGCAUAGCAAAUACGAAGUACCAUGUAAGGGUAAGCUGUAAGCAUUACCCCCGCUGACAUAGAUAAAGAAGAGAAACCCACGCCUAUAUUUGCCGACCGUCAGACCUUCAAACACUCCAAAAAUGGCGAAAACAAAUUACAAGAGAUUUCAAGGCAGCCAAAAUCUAAGACUUCGUCUUCUUCUCUCUACUCUUUCUUCGACUCCUAUUCUCAUUGACGACAUUCGAUCUAAUGAAACCAUUCCCGGCCUUCGUCCCCACGAAAUCUCUCUUCUUCGACUCAUCGAAAAAGUCUGCGAUGAUUGUCAUGUUGAAAUCAACGAAACUGGUACAAAAUUGAAGUACAAGCCUGGGAUUAUAAUGGGUGGGAAAUUCUUAACUCAUAAUUGUGGGUUGAGUCGUUCAAUUGGUUAUUUCUUGGAACCACUUUUGGUUUUGGGUUUAUUUGGGAAGAAGCCCCUUUCAAUUAGGCUUAAAGGUAUUACAAAUGAUUCUAAGGAUCCUUCCAUUGACACUUUCCGGUCAACUACCUUGAACAUUCUGAAACGCUUUGGAGUUCCUUCUGAAGGUCUGGAACUGAAAAUUGAGAACCGUGGGGUACCUCCUCUAGGUGGUGGAGAAGUAGUUCUGUCGGUACCAAUUGUGCAUAGUAGUUUAACGGCAGUAAACUGGGUCGAUGAGGGAAUGGUAAAGCGCAUCAGAGGGGUGUCCUUUUCUACUCGAGUAUCAUCACAGUUUGAAAAUACAAUUAUACAUGCUGCUCGUGGUAUUUUCAAUCGCUUGAUUCCUGAUGUCCACAUCUUCACUGAUCACAAGAGUGGUGUACAAGCUGGAAACUCCCCUGGCUUUGGGAUUUCACUGGUUGCUGAAACUACUUCUGGAUGCUACAUUUCUGUUGAUACUGCUGUUUCUUAUCCACGAAAAGAUGAGACGGAUGAGAAUGAAGAUGAAGAAAAGAUAGACCUGAAGCCGCCCGAGGAUGUUGGCAUAGAAAUAGCUUCUGCUUUAUUAAAUGAAAUCGAGCAGGGGGGAGUGGUAGACUCUACACAUCAGGGCUUGUUAUUUCUUCUUUGUGCUUUGUGUCCUCAAGAUGUAUCAAAAAUCCGUGUGGGUUUGCUUUCACCUUAUGGAAUAGAAGCGUUGAGGCUCAUAAAAGACUUUCUAAAUGUGAAAUUUGCCAUCAAGCCUGAUCCUUCAACAGGCACUGUCAUACUUAAAUGUGUGGGAUUUGGUUUAAAAAAUCUCUCAAGAAAGCUUUCAUGAUGCGUAUCAUCUCUAUUCAACUUUCAUCUCUGGUGGAUCAUCCGUUUCUACAGGCCUGGCUUUCAUCUACUUGGGAAGUAUGAUGAGUUUAUGCAGCUGUUCAGUGUUAGUUUUGUUAGGCCCAGAUUGAGAUUGUAGUAAAAUCGAGUUUUCAUUUAUGAAUUUGGCAAAUUUUGCAGCUGGUUGGGUGUAAUGAGUAAUCUAUAGAUAGAGCUAAUUUUUGUUUCGCGAAUUUUGAUUUAAUAUAGUUAGUAGUCUCUGUCAAAGCUGGUUGUUGAUAGCUUCCACCAGCAACAGCAAAUUCAGAAACACAUUCAGGUUUGUAGUCUGCAUUUUUAUAAUAGAUACACGAAAGUUAUUCAUGUAUGAUGUAUACUGCGUAAUUGAAAUGUUAUUAUUUCUUGACAGAUUUCCUUACUGUA
Chenopodium quinoa (quinoa) is the source of this 1698-nucleotide messenger RNA. RefSeq names its product probable RNA 3'-terminal phosphate cyclase-like protein. Gene Ontology annotation, cellular component: nucleolus. The transcript has 6 exons. The coding region runs from base 137 to 1276 and encodes 379 amino acids. The record is from RefSeq and is a predicted model, not a curated record. Gene Ontology annotation, molecular function: RNA endonuclease activity. Lineage: Eukaryota; Viridiplantae; Streptophyta; Magnoliopsida; Caryophyllales; Amaranthaceae. Gene Ontology annotation, biological process: endonucleolytic cleavage of tricistronic rRNA transcript (SSU-rRNA, 5.8S rRNA, LSU-rRNA); ribosome biogenesis.